AUGGUACAAUUUAAAAAAUAGCCUAAACUAUGAAAUUAGAUUUUUUUUUUCAUUUUUUUUUUCUGAAAAUCGAAGCAACCGAAAGUAUAACGGAGCCCUAGAAAGUCGGAUAUGGCGUUGUCUAACGUGGUGAUAGCAUCUGCGUCAGCGACAAAUUCGGAACUGCCACGGCAGUCUUCUAUAUGUUCUCCUAACACAAUCAUGAGCGAAGAAGAUUCUAGAAACAUUGCUUCCAUGGAUGAUUUGCUCAAGAAUAUCCCCAACAUCUUCCCUGAACAACCGCAACAACAGCAGCAGCAGAAUUCUCACCCACUGGCUUCGUUCCCGGUCGCCGGCGUAGGCGAAUCUUGGAGCGGAGCCGUGGCCAGCGGGAGCGAUUGGAAAACGGAUUCCGGCGAGAUAGGCAGCGCGAUGACCUUGGAGGAUUACUUGACGCAUAGUGAAGCUGUUCGAGAUGAAGACAUUAGGGCUCAGUUAGGAUACGGUCAGUUCCAUAUGCCGUUGCAGUUGCAGGCUGUGGAAAAUCCGGUCGUCGUUUGUGGAAAUGGGAGUGGUACUUCGGGCAGAGGGAAGCGGCAAGCUGUUGAUCCACCUGUGGAUAAGGCCACUGCGCAGAAGCAGAGAAGGAUGAUUAAGAACAGAGAAUCUGCUGCCAGGUCAAGGGAGCGCAAGCAGGCAUACCAAGUUGAGCUAGAAACUUUAGUAACAGAACUGGAGGAUGAGAAAGCACGGUUGUUGAGAGAAGAGGUUGAGCGGACACAGGAAAGGUUUCGACAGCUUAUGAAAAAUGUGAUUCCAGUGGAGGAAAAGAAAAAAACUCCAAGAGUUCUUCGAAGAGUUAGAUCUCUUUGAUAGUGUGAUGGAAGAUUUUUUCAGAAAUUUCAGUCUGUUGAUGGCAGAGCAAAGAGUUUCCAAGGAAAAUAAAGGAAUGGAGGGCCUGAUUAAUUACCUUUGGUAAGUUGAAGAUUUAUCUGUAAAGAGAAGUAGGCUGUAGUUAGAUGAUUCAAUGCUCGUGCAGACUUUCCAUCUGAUUGUUAAUAGAAAUAAUAAGUGGUUCAUUGCUCCUAUGGUAGAGACCCAUGUACAUUUAAAAGUUAAAAUAGAUAUAUAGUAAUAACAGUAAUGUAGUAACAGUACAUAUUAUUAUAGCAUAGAAUAAUAAGAGUAAUAGUGUAUGUAACACAUGAUUUGCAUCUGCUAAGUGUUGAAAAUGGAUUCAAUUUUAGGUUAAAUAUUAAAAAAAAAUAUGAAGGAAGAUACCAUGUAAUGCGGCAGUUAUGGUCGUUCUUUCGGCAUUCUGAUUUGAUUGAAAUAAAAUCUAUUAUUUUCUACACAAUUA
Messenger RNA from Humulus lupulus (European hop), 1339 nucleotides. Its product is annotated as G-box-binding factor 4-like. Gene Ontology annotation, biological process: positive regulation of DNA-templated transcription. Lineage: Eukaryota; Viridiplantae; Streptophyta; Magnoliopsida; Rosales; Cannabaceae. The record is from RefSeq and is a predicted model, not a curated record. The transcript has 4 exons. Bases 112 to 852 code for a protein of 246 amino acids. Gene Ontology annotation, cellular component: nucleus. Gene Ontology annotation, molecular function: DNA-binding transcription factor activity.